UGACUUCACCGAUACUGUUUUGCAGUACUUGAGGCUUCACGCACCUCAGUCCGUCUAUCUUGAAUUUCAGGUGGACACCUGGCUGAUUAUGAAGACAAAUCUGACACGUUUCGAAAGAAAUUGCUUAUUUAAAAGUUUUUAAAAUGGGUAAAAAGGAUAAAGGAGACCGGGAGAGGAAGUCCAAAAAGCGUUCUUAUGAGGACGAAGAGGAGGAAGAAGAGGUGGUGGGCGGCGAGUCUCAGGAGGCCAUACCUGCUGCUGCUGGGAAACAAGUGGAUGAGUCCAGUACAAAACUGGAUGAGUAUGGAGCCAAAGACUACCGCGUUCAGAUGCUACUAAAGAAUGAUCACUCUUCACGCCCCCUCUGGGUGGCUCCAGAUGGACACAUCUUUCUGGAAGCCUUCUCCCCAGUGUAUAGGUACGCCCAGGAUUUCUUGGUGGCCAUUGCAGAGCCGGUGUGCAGGCCUAACCACAUCCAUGAGUACAAGCUGACGGCCUAUUCCCUGUAUGCAGCUGUCAGUGUGGGGCUGCAGACCUCUGAUAUUGUGGAGUACCUGCAGAAACUCAGCAAGACAUCUGUACCUGAUGGAAUCGUGCAGUUCAUUAAGCUCUGCACAGUGAGCUACGGCAAAGUCAAGCUGGUGCUCAAGCACAAUAGGUAUUUCGUUGAGAGUGCCUUCCCUGAUGUGAUCCAGCGCCUCCUGCAGGACAACGUUAUCCGUGAAUGUCGUCUCCGUACGGCAGACGGAGCAGACACUGAGCUUAUUACUGAAGUCAUCCACAGCAAGUCAGCCAUCUCCAAGUCUGUGCAGGAGAAGGGAGGUGCUUCCACCUCACAGCAGCCCAGCGAGGGACAAACGUCAACCCAGCAGGUCCCUGAGGACAUCUUCAGCUACUAUGAGCAGAUGGAUAAAGAAGAGGAGGAGGAGGAGGAGACUCAGACUGUGUCGUUUGAGAUUCGCCAGGAGAUGAUUGAAGAACUUCAGAAACGUUGUAUUCAGCUGGAGUACCCCCUCCUAGCAGAGUACGACUUUCGCAACGAUACAGUAAACCCAGACAUCAAUAUAGACCUGAAGCCCACCGCUGUGUUGCGGCCCUACCAGGAAAAGAGUCUGCGCAAGAUGUUUGGGAAUGGACGUGCUCGCUCUGGGGUCAUUGUGCUGCCCUGUGGAGCUGGCAAAUCUUUGGUGGGCGUGACGGCAGCGUGCACUGUGCGUAAACGCUGCCUGGUGUUGGGUAACUCCUCUGUGUCAGUGGAGCAGUGGAAGGCCCAGUUCAAGAUGUGGUCGACCAUUGAUGACUCUCAGAUCUGCCGCUUCACCUCCGAUGCCAAGGACAAACCCAUCGGCUGCUCGGUGGCCAUCAGCACCUACUCUAUGCUGGGUCACACCACCAAGCGCUCCUGGGAGGCUGAGAGGGUCAUGGAGUGGAUGCGCAGCCAGGAGUGGGGACUCAUAAUCUUGGAUGAGGUGCACACUAUCCCUGCCAAGAUGUUUCGUCGCGUUCUGACCAUUGUCCAGGCACACUGCAAACUGGGUCUCACUGCCACACUGGUCAGGGAAGAUGACAAGAUUGUGGACCUCAACUUCCUGAUUGGGCCUAAGCUAUUUGAGGCCAACUGGAUGGAACUGCAGAACAAUGGCUACAUUGCCAAAGUCCAGUGCGCAGAGGUGUGGUGCCCGAUGUCUCCAGAGUUUUACAGAGAGUAUGUGGCCAUCAAGACAAAGAAGCGCAUCCUACUUUAUACCAUGAACCCCAAUAAGUUCCGUGCUUGCCAGUUUCUCAUUCGCUUUCAUGAGCGGCGCAAUGACAAGAUCAUUGUCUUUGCUGACAACGUGUUUGCCUUGAAGGAAUACGCCAUUCGCCUCAACAAGCCUUACAUCUAUGGUCCAACCUCUCAGGGGGAACGUAUGCAGAUUUUACAGAACUUCAAACACAACCCCAAGAUCAACACCAUUUUCAUCUCCAAGGUUGGAGACACCUCAUUUGACUUGCCAGAAGCCAAUGUUCUUAUCCAGAUCUCCUCCCAUGGUGGGUCACGCAGACAGGAGGCCCAGAGGCUUGGGAGAGUCUUACGAGCCAAGAAAGGAAUGGUAGCAGAGGAGUACAAUGCAUACUUCUAUUCGCUGGUGUCCCAGGAUACCCAGGAGAUGGCCUACUCCACCAAGAGGCAGAGGUUCCUGGUAGACCAGGGAUACAGCUUUAAGGUCAUCACAAAGAUGGCAGGUAUGGAGGAGGAGGACUUAAUGUUCUCCACCAGAGAUGAGCAACAGCAGCUGCUUCAGAAGGUCCUAGCUGCAUCAGACCUGGAUGCUGAGGAGGAAGUUGUGGCAGGGGAGGUGGGCGCACGACCGCAGUUCUCGAGGCGAACGGGCACCAUGAGCUCCAUGUCAGGUGCAGAUGACGCCAUCUACAUGGAAUAUCAAAGCCGAGGCAACAAAGCCUCCGCAGCGUUGAAGAGCGUUCAUCCACUGUUCAAGCGCUUCAGAAAAUAGAUGAACCGACUCAGACCCUGACACCAGAAGACUUACUCAGCUGCAGCUGGGCAAUAGGAUGAAGUUGGGGCACAAUAAUAUACACUGAGUCUAAGCACCAGACUAAUAGCAGCAGGUUCAGAUAGUCCAGCUGGUCUGGAGAAGAGAACAAUGACUGAAGAUAACCCAAAACUGAAUAAUAUCUGAAGCUAAUGAUGAUACAGUAUACUGUACAUUGCUUCCUCCGGGUAGCUGCUGGUGAUCAUGGCUAAACUGACAUGUACAACCUGGUACAUCUGAUAAGAAUGCAGUGAACGAUGCCUGCAGGGCUCGGCUGCUCUAUGUGAUGAAUUAGAAAUUUUCAGCUCCAGCUCCCUCAAACACCUACAUGCACGACAUUUGCAGAUGAAAUGCAUUGCAAACUCUCCAAGUAUCAACCACUUUUGGCUCUCGUUUGUAAUAGAAACAAAACAAACUUUGCCUGAGUUGUGUUGCAGUGAUGCGGCUAGCCAAUCACGGCAUGCUCUGAAACAAAAUUAGGUGUUGUUUAUGAUAUUCAAGCUACAGACGGAUGACAAAUUAAAGGAAGAAGCUGAAAAAAGAGAAACAGGAUGACACUGUCCCCAUCCAUAGGGCACAAGGGGGUCACUGGAUGGUUUGAUGAGUAUGAA
Xiphias gladius (swordfish) is the source of this 3145-nucleotide messenger RNA. It is a transcript of the gene ercc3, whose product is annotated as excision repair cross-complementation group 3. Bases 144 to 2495 code for a protein of 783 amino acids. Gene Ontology annotation, molecular function: hydrolase activity; DNA binding; ATP binding. NCBI's taxonomy places the organism in Eukaryota, Metazoa, Chordata, Actinopteri, Istiophoriformes, Xiphiidae. The transcript has 15 exons. The record is from RefSeq and is a predicted model, not a curated record. Gene Ontology annotation, cellular component: transcription preinitiation complex; nucleotide-excision repair factor 3 complex; transcription factor TFIIH holo complex. Gene Ontology annotation, biological process: transcription initiation at RNA polymerase II promoter; nucleotide-excision repair.